This is a messenger RNA of Zalophus californianus (California sea lion), 2419 nucleotides long. It is a transcript of the gene THAP12, whose product is annotated as THAP domain containing 12. Lineage: Eukaryota; Metazoa; Chordata; Mammalia; Carnivora; Otariidae. The record is from RefSeq and is a predicted model, not a curated record.
CGCCCGCCGCCCCUCCCCCCGGCGCGCCGGCCUAGCCGAGCCGGCCGGCCGGCCUGGCUCCCCUCCCCGGCCCCGACGGGCGGGCGGGCUGCCCUGAGGAGGCGGGGAGGGGAGGGCUGGGCCGGCCGGCGGGUGGGCGACGAUGCCGAACUUCUGCGCUGCCCCCAACUGCACGAGGAAGAGCACGCAGUCGGACCUGGCCUUUUUCAGGUUCCCGCGGGAUCCGGCCAGAUGCCAGAAGUGGGUGGAGAAUUGUAGGAGAGCGGACUUAGAAGAUAAAACACCUGAUCAACUAAAUAAACAUUAUCGAUUAUGUGCCAAACACUUUGAGACCUCUAUGAUCUGUAGAACUAGUCCUUAUAGGACAGUUCUUCGAGAUAAUGCAAUACCAACAAUAUUUGAUCUUACCAGUCAUUUGAACAAUCCACAUAGUAGACACAGAAAACGAAUAAAAGAAUUGAGUGAAGAUGAAAUCAGGACACUGAAACAGAAAAAAAUCGAUGAAACUUCUGAACAGGAACCAAAACAUAAAGAAUCAACAACCAACGCUCAGAAUCCCAGUGCAGAAGAAGGGUGUGAAGAACAGGAUGAAGACAUUUUACCUUUAACCCUUGAAGAGAAAGAAAACAAAGAAUACUUAAAAUCUUUAUUUGAAAUUUUGAUUCUUAUGGGAAAACAAAACAUACCUCUGGAUGGGCAUGCUGAUGAAAUCCCGGAGGGUCUCUUUACUCCUGAUCACUUCCAAGCACUGCUGGAGUGCCAGAUACAUUCUGGCGAAGAGGUUCUGAGAAAGCGCUUUGAGACAACAGCAGUUAACACAUUGUUGUGCUCGAAAACACAGCAGAAACAGAUGCUAGACAUCUGUGAGAGCUGCAUUCGGGAGGAGACCCUCAGGGAAGUGAGAGACUCCCACUUCUUUUCUAUCAUCACUGAUGAUGUAGUGGACAUAGCGGGGGAAGAACACUUGCCUGUGUUGGUUAGGUUUGUUGAUGAAUCUCCUAACCUGAGAGAGGAAUUUGUGGGCUUCUUGCCUUAUGAACCUGAUGUAGAAAUUUUGGCUGUAAAAUUUCACACGAUGGUAACUGAGAGGUGGGGGUUAAACAUGGAGUAUUGUCGUGGCCAGGCUUACAUUGUGUCCAGUGGAUUUUCUUCCAAAAUGAAAGUCGUUGCUUCUAGACUUUUAGAGAAAUAUCCCCAAGCUGUCUACACACUUUGGUCUUCCUGUGCCUUAAAUAUGUGGUUGGCGAAAUCAGUGCCUGUUGUGGGAGUAUCUGUUGCGUUGGGAACAAUUGAGGAAGUUUGUUCUUUCUUCCAUCGGAUCUCCACAUCUUUGGAGCUUGACAAUGUAAUUUCUGUCCUCUUUCAAAACAAUGAGGAAAAGGGUAAAGAACUGAAGGAAAUCUGCCAUUCUCAGUGGACAGGCAGCCACGAUGCCUUUGAAAUUUUAGUGGACCUCCUACAAGCACUUGUUUUAUGUUUAGAUGGUAUAAAUAGUGAUACAAAUAUUAGAUGGAAUAACUGUAUAGCUGGUCGAGCUUCUGUUCUCUGCAGUGCAGUAACAGAUUUUGAUUUCAUCAUGACCAUUGUUGUUCUUAAAAAUGUCCUAUCUUUUACAAGAGCCUUUGGGAAAAACCUUCAAGGGCUAACCUCUGAUGUCUUCUUUGCAGCCAGUAGCUUGACUGCAGUGCUGCAUUCACUAAAUGAAGUGAUGGAAAAUAUUGAAGUUUUCAAUAGAAAAUUGUUGUUCGAAGAAGCGCACAAAUUUGGCACUAAGCUUGAUAUUCAGUAUGAAACUCCCUGGAAAUUCCGCAGAGGCCCAGCAAGGUAACCUGGAAAUCUCAGCUCACUUCUGAGUAGUUACUAUAAAGAAACUCUAAGUGUUCCAACAGUGGAACACAUAUAUUCAGGAACUGAAAGAAAUAUUCUCAGACAGCACCUCAAAGCUCUUAAAUGCUUAUCUCUUGUACCCUCUGUCAAGGGACAGCUCAAAUUUAAUACAUCGGAGGAGCACCAUGCUGGACAAGACAGAAGUGACUUGCCCAAUCCCGACACACUCUCAGCUGAGCUGCAUUGCUGGAGAAUCAAGUGGAAACACAGAGGGAAAGUAUAUGAGCUUCCAUCCACCAUUUAUGAAGCCCUGCAUCUACCAGACAUCAAGUGUUUUCCUAGUGUUUAUGCAUUGCUGAAAGUCCUCUGUAUUCUUCCUGUGAUGAAGGGUGAGAAUGAAUGCUAUGAAAAUGGACGGAAGCGUCUCAGAGCAUCCCCGAGGAACACUCUGACAGAUCAAAGGUCAAGUAACUUGGCUUUGCUUAACAUAAAUUUUGAUAUAAAACAUGAUCUGGAUUUAAUGAUGGACACAUACAUCAAACUCUAUACAACAAAGUCAGAGCUUCCUACAGAUAACUCCAGAAACCAUUAG